Molecule: messenger RNA, 1391 nt
Organism: Procambarus clarkii (red swamp crayfish)
Lineage: Eukaryota; Metazoa; Arthropoda; Malacostraca; Decapoda; Cambaridae
Source: RefSeq, a predicted model, not a curated record
UCUCUCGUGGCCCAGGCACCAGACUAUGAAGCCUAGUUAACAGACCAGUCACGAUACUAAGAUGCUGCUCACUGUAGCGCUUCCACUGAGUUUGGUGACACUGGGUAUCCAUCUGGCGUGGAUCGACGCCGCGUGCCUCAAUUAUAUUUCUUGUUACAAUGACUUGUAUCUUAAUCAAGAGAACUUCGUGACCCUGCAUUCCAGUUUAGAGGAGAGGUCGGCAGUGAGUUGCGCCACCCUCUGCCUCCAGAGGUGGCCUGAAACUCAGCUGGUGAUGGCCAAGUUGGUGGACGUGAACGAGCGUCUCUCAUGCGGGUGUGGCGAUAAACAGGCUGUUAGUGAUCCCUCGGGAACAGUCAAUGACUUCUACGAUUGUUACGUGUGUCCCGACGGUGAUAACCAGAAAUGUGGAAGUGAGAAGACGACCAGCGUCUACGAGGUGGAAAACACCAACCACUCUUGCCCUCGGGUCCACCUAACAAUACCAGAGAAACUGAACCUCACCUCUACAUCUACCAUUAUCCCCACAACUGCCUCUCCUGGCCAAAAAUCGUGGUUUACAACCCCGUCCAUUGGCCUGUGGCAGAGUUCAUCCAUCGUUGCCAAUAAAACUGCGACAAACGCAAAUACAACAGCACAGCAAGCUGCUAGCGCCUUACCGGGAUCGCCACCGCUUGUUUUCUUGGGCUGCUAUGAGGAGGAGAGGAUCAACGAAUCGUUGGUGGUAACCAUGAUGCUCAAUCAACGAGAUGUUAACAUCACUCACUGUGCCACCAGCUGCCUCUUCGCCCACCCAGCAACUGACGUCUUCCUUGUCAAGCUCCUUAACGUCGAUCGUCUUUACUGUGGCUGUGGGAUGGGUGUGGCGGUAGACCCGAAGGCCGGGGUGGGCUACUGCGACCUCUACUGCCAGGAUGAUCCCCACCAGUCUUGUGGAGGGUGGGUCUCCGUCAGCGCCUACAUCAGGGGCGCCGGUGGCGCGGAGUGUACCCUCCUAUCUUCCCAUAGCCUCCUGGUGGCCUUGAUCUUCCUGAUGAUGAUGUCCGCAUGACCCUCCUGCUGAGUUACCUAAAGAUCCUGCAACUAGCAUGAUAAGGAGCCGGAUUAAAAACGGUAUACAGAGGAAGUCGGUUCAAAUCUGCUCUCCUCUCACUAUACUGCACGCUAAACUAUCCCUAUCUUACAUAUGGUAUCUGUGCAUGGGGUUCAACCACUGCAAACUAUCCCCAAGCCCAUCAUCAACCAGCAAUAAUCUGCUAUCAGACCAAUAACAAACUCUGCUUUCAGACAACACUCAGCCGCCCCCCCCUCCUGUUUAAAUCCCUAACCAUGCUAAACAUAAACUCACUCCACACAUUCUCUUGUGCCAUUUACAUUUAAAAAACCCUGUU